GGCGAGCGAGCUAAGAGGUUUUGAGGUUCCUGCAAACUAUUUGGAAACUGACAGAGAUUUCCAGCUAGAGAUGGUGGUGAUGAAUAGCUUGAGGGUCAUUCUUCAAGCCUCUCCAUGCAAAUCACCGUGGAGAAGUUUCCAGGUUCUGCGGUCCACGCCAGUGAGGCCCUGCAGUCUCUACACCUGCACUUAUAAAAGCCGGAACCGAGCCUUGCAUCCACUCUGGGAGAGUGUGGACCUGCUUCCUGGGGGUGAUCGACAGUCACCCAUCAAUAUCCGGUGGAAGGAUAGUGUUUAUGAUCCUGGCUUAAAACCCCUCACCAUCUCUUAUGACCCGGCCACCUGCCUCCACAUCUGGAAUAAUGGGUACUCUUUCCUUGUGGAAUUUGAAGAUUCUACAGACAAAUCAGUGAUUGAAGGAGGACCCCUGGAACACAUCUACAGACUGAAGCAGUUCCAUUUUCACUGGGGGGCAAUUGAUGCCUGGGGCUCUGAGCACACUGUGGACAGCAAAUGCUACCCAGCAGAGCUGCACUUGGUACAUUGGAAUGCAGUCAAGUUUGAAACCUUCGAGGAUGCUGCACUGGAAGAAAAUGGUUUGGCUGUGAUAGGAGUAUUUUUAAAGCUAGGCAAACAUCAUAAAGAGCUACAGAAGUUGGUGGAUACUUUGCCAUCAAUUAAGCAUAAGGACACCCUUGUGGAAUUUGGGUCAUUUGACCCUUCCUGCAUGAUGCCUGCCUGCCCGGAUUACUGGACCUACUCCGGGUCUCUGACUACCCCGCCCCUCUCUGAGUCUGUCACCUGGAUCAUUAAGAAGCAGCCAGUAGAGGUUGAUCAUGAUCAGCUUGAGCAAUUUCGGACCUUGCUUUUCACUUCUGAGGGGGAGAAAGAGAAAAGAAUGGUGGACAACUUUCGCCCCCUUCAGCCCUUGAUGAAUCGUACUGUCCGCUCAUCCUUCCGCCAUGAUUACGUGCUGAAUAUACAAAAGAACCCCAAGACAAUUGCCAGCCAAAUGACUCCCUAAGAUGUUCAUAUCUAGGCAACAUUUUACUUUAAUACAUAUUAGCUUUAAAAAA
Molecule: messenger RNA, 1076 nt
Organism: Marmota flaviventris (yellow-bellied marmot)
Lineage: Eukaryota; Metazoa; Chordata; Mammalia; Rodentia; Sciuridae
Gene: Ca5b
Product: carbonic anhydrase 5B
Cellular component (GO): cytoplasm; mitochondrion
Molecular function (GO): carbonate dehydratase activity; zinc ion binding
Source: RefSeq, a predicted model, not a curated record